Messenger RNA from Fraxinus pennsylvanica, 1407 nucleotides. Lineage: Eukaryota; Viridiplantae; Streptophyta; Magnoliopsida; Lamiales; Oleaceae. The record is from the annotation of a GenBank genome assembly.
AUGAAUUGGACGGGGUUGUAUGGACUUCUUCUCCUUCUCCUUCUUCUACUACUACUCUUCAACAAUGGAGCAUCACAAGCAAUAAUCAAGACUCUUCCGGGUUAUGAGGGUACUCUUCCUUUCAAACUCGAAACUGGAUACAUUGGCGUGGGAGAAAAUGAUGAAGCACAACUAUUCUACUAUUUUAUUGAGUCCGAAAACAAUCCUAACACUGACCCUCUUUUGCUUUGGAUGACCGGUGGACCUGGUUGUUCUGGUUUAUUUGGCGUCGUUUAUGAUAUUGGUCCAUGUACUUUUGAUGUUGACAAUUUUGAUGGAAGCUUACCAUCUAUUCUCCUAAAUCCAAAUUCGUGGACUAAGGUUGCCAAUAUUAUAUUCAUAGAUUCGCCUGUAGGUACUGGGUUUUCAUAUGCAAACACUUCACAAGAUUACUAUCCAUCGGACAUCCAAUCAACAAAAGAUAUUUAUACAUUUCUUAGGAAGUGGUUAUUGAAUCAUCCCGUGUUUAUCAAAAAUCAUCUAUAUAUCGCGGGUGAAUCAUAUGGUGGCAAACUUGCUCCCAUGGUUUCCAUGGAAAUACUAAGAGGAAACAAAGCACGACUUCAACCACAAAUGUCCUUCCAAGGAUACAUUAUCGGCAACGGACUAACAGAUCCAAACAUUGAUUUUAAUGCACGAAUUCCAUUUGCUCAUGGCAUGGCACUUAUAUCUAAUGAACAUUAUGAGUUAGCAAAAAUUAGCUGUGAUGGAAAAUAUUAUAAUCGUGAUCCAAAUAAUUUACAAUGUCUUAAUGCCCUUAAACGGAUCCAAGAGUGUCUAAGUCAUAUAAACCAAGUUCACAUUUUGUAUCCAAAAUGUGAUGACAGCACACCAAAACCAGAUGAUUUUGGAUGGAAUCAAACAUUUCAGAUAGACAAUUCAGUUGACCUUCUUAUCCUCCCUACAGAAGAACAAAAGUGCCAUGAUAUCGAUUAUACAGUAUCUGAUUAUUGGGCAAAUGAUGUGACUGUUCAAGAAGCUCUUUAUGUUAGAAAGGAAAUGAUAAAAAGGUGGAAAACGUGCUAUUAUGGAAUAUCCUAUGAAAAGAAUGUAGAAAGUGCUCUUGAAUAUCAUAAAAAUUUCACCAAGAAAGGAUACAAUGUUUUGGUAUUCAAUGGUGAUCAUGACAUGGCCGCACCAUAUAUGGGUCCUUUAAAUUGGAUUCCCAUUCUUAAUCUAACUAUUGAUGACAAUUGGAGACCUUGGCUUGUUAAUGGACAAGUUGCAGGGUACACAGAGAAGUACAAGAAAAAUAACUUCUAUCUCACAUUUGCGACAAUCAAGGGUGCAGGACAUGCGGCAUCAAGGUUUAAGCCUAAAGAAAGUCUAGCGAUGAUCACCCGGUGGCUCUCUAGAAGUUCUUUAUAG